Mercenaria mercenaria is the source of this 2977-nucleotide messenger RNA. Its product is annotated as NEDD8-activating enzyme E1 catalytic subunit-like. Gene Ontology annotation, cellular component: nucleus; cytoplasm. The transcript has 16 exons. Bases 147 to 1460 code for a protein of 437 amino acids. Gene Ontology annotation, biological process: protein neddylation. Lineage: Eukaryota; Metazoa; Mollusca; Bivalvia; Venerida; Veneridae. Gene Ontology annotation, molecular function: NEDD8 activating enzyme activity. The record is from RefSeq and is a predicted model, not a curated record.
UUCAAAUUUUAAACUAAAUGUAUCGGAAACUUUUGUGGAAAAUGAAAAUGUCUACUUUCUGUAAUAUAUUCGCCCUCAAAACAUUUCGACCCAGUGAAUGAAACAUCAUAUGAUACAGGCAGAUCUCUUCCAAAUCAAAUAUAAACAUGAGUACUGACUGGCAAGGACGCUGGUGUCAUGUUCAGAAAUUUCUGGAAAGAACAGGACCAUUUGCUCAUCCUGAUUUUGAACCAAGUAGUGAAACACUUGGUUUUUUACAAGAGUCAUGCAAGUUACUUAUCAUAGGUGCUGGAGGUCUUGGGUGUGAACUUCUCAAAGAUCUUGCUUUGCUUGGCUUCAAGAAUAUAGAUAUCAUUGACAUGGACACUAUUGAUGUGUCCAAUCUGAACAGACAGUUCUUGUUUAGAGCUAAAGAUGUUGGCAGACCAAAAGCUGAAGUUGCUGCAGAUUUUAUCAACACAAGGAUCCCGGGAGCUAACAUUACACCACAUUAUGCUAAAAUACAAGACUAUGACGAGUCUUUCUACAGCGGUUUUCACAUAGUGGUGUGUGGUUUGGAUUCUAUAGUUGCAAGAAGAUGGAUAAAUGGAAUGUUGGUGAGCUUGUUACAGUAUGAGGAUGGUGUAUUAAAGCAGGAGACGAUAAUACCAAUGGUGGAUGGUGGUACAGAGGGGUUUAAAGGCAAUGCUCGAGUUAUACUGCCAGGAAUGACGGCCUGUGUAGAAUGUACACUUGAUUUAUACCCUCCUCAGGUAAAUUUCCCUCUGUGUACAAUAGCUCACACUCCCAGAUUACCAGAACACUGUAUAGAAUAUGUGAGAAUAUUGCUGUGGCCAAAGGAAGAACCAUUUGGAGAUGGUGUAGCUAUAGAUGGAGAUGAUCCGAAACAUGUAAAAUGGAUUAUGGAGAAAUCUGUGGAGAGGGCAAACGAGUUUAACAUCACUGGUAUCACUUACAGACUAACACAGGGUGUAGUAAAGAGAAUCAUCCCAGCUGUGGCGUCAACUAAUGCUGUAAUAGCAGCUGCCUGUGCCACAGAAGUCUUUAAAAUAGCAACAAGUUGCUGUAUGCCACUAAACAACUACAUGAAUUUCAAUGACACAGAAGGAAUAUAUACAUAUACAUUUGAGGCUGAAAGAAAGGAUGAUUGUAUGGCGUGCAGUAAGAUACCGAAGUCACUCACAUUCUCCGAGUCUGACAAACUACAAGACAUUAUUAACUUCCUGCAAGAAAGUGCAGAAUAUCAGAUGAAGUCCCCUGGUUUAACAGCGAAUGUUCAUGGAAAGAAUAAAACAUUAUACAUGCCAACAGUUAAAUCUAUUGAAGAGAAAACACGAGAAAAUCUGAAGAAAACUUUAGGAGAUCUGGGUAUAGUGAAUGGACAGGAGCUGUAUGUGGCAGACCCUACCACACCUAUGACUGUGACAUUUAAACUUAGUCUCGGCUCAAACAUGGAAUGAACAUCUACUUAUUAUCCUCGCGAUCUUGUAGCACCAGUAAUAACUUACCUCACAACUGAAAGGAGAAGAAAUCUUUAACUUUUAGAAGAGUGUGCACAGCAAUGGACAGAUUUAGUUUGCAUGUAUGUUAGAGUCAAUUGAAUAUUUUAUGAUGAAAUAGUUUUAUACUACUACACAAGCAAGUUACAUAUUAGGUACUUCAUGAUUGUCUACUACCAGAAUAACAACAGAAAAGAAACAUUUUUCAUCUACAAGGUCACAUACAGGUUAUUGAGACAGUCAUAAAAUAAUACACUUUUCCCCAAUGAAAAUUGUUAAAUGUAUCGUAGUGCAAAAUUUCUGCAAUUUUGUUUGAUCACUUUUUAUUUCAAAAAGGAUUACACAGCGCCUUAAAGUGACAUACCUCGGGAUGGACUUCUAUUCAAUUUUUUGAAAACAGAUUCACAAUUGAUAUUAGAUUUAAAAUGAUAAACCAGUUUUGUUUUGUAGAUAUAGUUAAUGUGUACCAUAUAAAAUAAAGCAAAGUUCUUUCAACUUUGCAUCUACAUGUAGUUUCAAUAGCAUGACUAGUGCUUUUGAUAGUUUCUGCACCUGUUAUUGAUAAAAAAGUGUGUUUGUACUAAAAAGCACAGAAUCACUUCAUAAAUAAUUUUCUUUUUAUUACUAUUACUACUACUACUAAUGAAAGCAUUUCCUAAAUUUUGAAAACUUGGCAUAAAUCUAGAGGCAUGCAAGCUUUAAAGAUUUAUGGAGGCUUAUUAAAUUCUGUUUCAAAGUAAAAUGAAAUAGUAGGGUCAGCAGUUUAAACUGUAUUUGUGCACAAGAAACUGAAAAUACUUUUCUUUUCAACUUCUUACAUGUUGUAUGCAUUUUAUUUUGUUAAAUAAUUUCAAGGAAAAUAUUUAGGCUAGUAGCUCGUCCUCCUAGUGCUCCAAAGAUCUCCAGUUUGAACAACAUACAGAAGAAAUGCUUAGAAAUCCAGAAACACUGCCUUUUUUUAGGUUUAUACGCACUGAACUAAUUUUUAACUGAACAGAACAUUACAUCCUACCCUCUGUACUAAUAAAUUAAUUUUGGAACUAUAUUAGGUUACUAAAUUUAAAUCUGUCCUAAGCAAGCAGAGUAUCCUGUCCAUUGUUUAUAAUAAUAAAACUUGAAUUGUAAUAUUGUAUGCAGUACAAGGUAAUACAAGUUAUAAAUUUACUGUUUUCAACCUAAGUUUAUUUCAGAUGUAAGCCUAACAUUGUUAAGCAUGUUUGAAAAAGUCCUAGUUAAUGUCAGUUUUCAGAAUAUCCUAGCUUUGAACAUACUAUAAUGUUACCAGUAAUUGAUGUGACAGGAAAUAUUACAGUUUGAAAAUAAUCAAAAUUGUUUAGCUGCAUGAUUGAACAUAUCACAAAGAAAGAAAUAUGUUAACCAUUGUUUUAAUAUGUUAACUGUCAUUGUUUAAAGGCUCAUAAUGCCUUUGUCUAUUAUGUGGCUACCACAUUUUUGUGCACCCCCCCCCCCCCCCCCCC